Molecule: messenger RNA, 3164 nt
Organism: Lagopus muta (rock ptarmigan)
Lineage: Eukaryota; Metazoa; Chordata; Aves; Galliformes; Phasianidae
Gene: YTHDF3
Product: YTH N6-methyladenosine RNA binding protein 3
Exons: 5
Coding region: 368-2119 (583 amino acids)
Biological process (GO): mRNA destabilization
Cellular component (GO): cytoplasm
Molecular function (GO): mRNA binding; N6-methyladenosine-containing RNA reader activity
Source: RefSeq, a predicted model, not a curated record
CCAUUUUCACCCCCACGUGACAUGGAGGCGGGGACGGGAAGGGAAAGGUCAGCGGCGUCGCUGGCGGAGGGGGAGCGGAAGGUCAGGGUGCCGCGGAGCGGAAGUGGGAGCCGGAGCCCGUCCGCCAUUGUGGGGAAGCGGAGCCCGGAGCAGGGGGGGGAAGCGGCGCUGCGUGCGGCUGGCCGGCUCCUUCCAGCGGCAGCCCGAUCGGCGGCGGCGGCGAACCCAGGCGGCGGCGACAAUCAGGCGGCGGCGGGGAGGAGGAGGCGGAGACGAGCGGCGCGGCGGGCGGGCGGGCGAGCGGCCCCGGCGUGCGGAAUCACUCGAGGCCCAGGCGGAGCGAGGGGAUCGCGGCUCCCCGUGAAGAAUGUCAGCCACCAGCGUCGAUCAGAGACCUAAAGGACAGGGAAAUAAAGUUUCAGUACAGAACGGUUCGAUUCAUCAAAAGGAUGCAGUAAAUGAUGAUGAUUUUGAGCCAUAUCUAAGUAGUCAGACAAAUCAGAGUAACAGCUAUCCACCAAUGUCAGACCCAUAUAUGCCUAGUUAUUAUGCUCCAUCCAUUGGAUUUCCAUACUCUUUAGGCGAAGCAGCAUGGUCAACUGCAGGUGACCCUCCAAUGCCAUACUUGACAACUUAUGGACAGAUGAGUAAUGGUGAACAUCAUUACAUACCUGAUGGUGUAUUUAGUCAACCUGGGGCAUUAGGAAACACCCCUCCAUUUCUUGGGCAGCAUGGAUUUAAUUUUUUUCCUGGGAAUGCAGACUUCUCUACAUGGGGGACGAGUGGAUCUCAGGGACAAUCAACGCAAAGCUCUGCUUACAGCAGCAGCUAUGGCUAUCCACCUAGUUCUCUUGGGAGAGCCAUAGCAGAUGGACAGGCUGGAUUUGGCAGUGAUACUCUGAGCAAGGUGCCUGGGAUUAGCAGCAUUGAGCAAGGCAUGACUGGACUGAAAAUUGGUGGAGAUAUGACAGCUGCUGUAACAAAAACUGUAGGUUCAGCUCUGAGCAGUACUGGUAUGACAAGUAUUGCAGCCAACAGUGUGCCCCCAGUUAGCAGUUCAGCACCUAAACCAACCUCGUGGGCUGCCAUUGCAAGGAAGCCUGCUAAACCUCAGCCGAAACUCAAGCCUAAAGGUAAUGUGGGCAUUGGGGGCCCUGCUGUACCACCACCACCUAUAAAACACAACAUGAAUAUUGGAACUUGGGAUGACAAGGGGUCAGUGGUAAAAGCUCCCCCAGCCCAACCAGUACUGCCUCCUCAGACCAUAAUCCAGCAGCCUCAGCCAUUAAUCCAACCACCAACACUGGUGCAAAGCCAACUGCCUCAACAGCAGCCUCAGCCACAGCAACCACAACAGCAACAAGGACCUCAGCAGCAGGCCCAGCCUCACCAGUUGCAGCAGCAGCAGUUGCAAAACCGCUGGGUAGCGCCUCGUAAUAGGGGUGUGGGCUUCAGCCAGAACAACGGAGCUGGCAGUGAAAACUUUGGUUUAGGUGUUGUAUCCGUCAGCUCCUCACCUUCUGGUGUGGAAGUGCACCCAGUGCUGGAGAAACUAAAGGCCAUAAACAACUACAAUCCCAAAGACUUCGAUUGGAACCUGAAGAAUGGACGUGUGUUUAUAAUCAAAAGUUAUUCAGAGGACGAUAUUCAUCGCUCCAUUAAGUACUCUAUCUGGUGUAGUACUGAACAUGGUAAUAAGCGCUUGGAUGCUGCUUACCGUUCCUUGAAUGGAAAAGGCCCACUCUAUUUACUCUUCAGUGUGAAUGGCAGUGGACACUUUUGUGGAGUGGCUGAGAUGAAGUCUGUUGUGGACUACAAUGCAUAUGCUGGCGUCUGGUCUCAGGAUAAGUGGAAGGGCAAGUUCGAUGUCAAAUGGAUCUUUGUCAAAGACGUUCCCAAUAACCAACUGCGGCAUAUUCGCUUGGAAAACAAUGACAACAAACCAGUUACCAAUUCGAGGGACACUCAAGAAGUACCCCUAGAAAAAGCCAAGCAAGUGCUUAAAAUAAUUGCUACUUUCAAGCAUACCACCUCAAUCUUUGAUGACUUUGCACAUUAUGAAAAGCGUCAAGAAGAGGAGGAAGCCAUGCGUAGGGAGAGGAAUAGAAACAAACAAUAACUGUAUGGAGAUAUCCUGCUAGAAUUACAACACUAAUGAUGUAGACUCUGGAAAUGCCUAAUAUGUCUAAGAAGACGUUAUUAAAGCUUUUUUCUGCUUAAGGUGACAUCUUUGAACACUUUAACACGAAAUUGACUCUUCUUGUAAUGGUUCUCAUCAGUGCAUCUGCCCUUAUACUCUCUCACCAAACACACUUGAGAACUGUACCUUCGUCAAGCACUUUCUGUCCUGAAGCUUUUACCAGUAUCUGCUGUCUUUUGUAUUUAUGCAUCCUAGCUAAGGCACAGGAGACUGAACGAAUGCAAGGAUUCAUUAACUCUUUGAAUUUGUUAAAUACUAACAUUUAACCAUUAGAAGUGGUUCAAUGAUGUGAGAUUCACAUUGCUUCAACUUAAUUUUUUUUCUUUGUAGUUUUUUUUAAUUGUCAGAUUUUAGCUAUUCAACAGAUUAAAAGCAAAUCAUGCCAUAUUUAGUCCUGGAGUAAAACUCAAGUCUAAAUGUUCAUGUGAAAAUUAUUGUAGUAAUCUUUUAAAAUGGCAAAGCAACUUUAAGCUGCAGUUUAGCCAAAUGAAACGUAACAUAAAAUUAUAUUAGAAUGACAUUUCCCUUGUUUCAAACUGUUUGGUGUAAGAGAAUAUUAAUAUGCAGCUUGGUGGACGCCACCAGUUAAUGCACAUUUCUUUAUUUUUUUUCUGUAACAUGUAUACUGAAAAAAAGUGCAUUUGUCUGAGGAACUGUUUGUUUGCUACCACUCAAUGAAUCUCAGUUUUGAGUAAAUGUACCUCAGUCUAAAUCAGACUUUUUAUGACCUUUAUAACUACAUUUAAAAUCUUUAAUUCCUAUUUCUGGGUGUUUGCAAGCCUGACAGAUUGCUAUCAUGAAAGUGAAAAUUUACUCCUCUAGGUGAUUCACUAGCUAAAUAAACAUAAUUCUUGUUUAGCAAGCAUAUACUGUUCUCAAAGUUUUUUGUUUCACUUACCCAACAUUGAGGUGUUUUCCCCUGUCUACUGUUAAAAAUAUUGGGAAAAAAAAAAAAAAGAAACAA